Drechmeria coniospora is the source of this 696-nucleotide messenger RNA. RefSeq lists its product as uncharacterized. NCBI's taxonomy places the organism in Eukaryota, Fungi, Ascomycota, Sordariomycetes, Hypocreales, Ophiocordycipitaceae. The coding region runs from base 1 to 696 and encodes 231 amino acids. The record is from RefSeq and is a predicted model, not a curated record. The transcript has a single exon.
AUGUCACAACCUCCCGCCAGCCCAACGCCGCCCCUCCUCUUCACGAAACGCCUCCACGCCUUCCUCCACGCCAAUCAAACGCCGACGCUGCCGACGCUCCUCCUCACCACGUCGCACGGGAAGCUCCUCGCUCACGCGAGCCCACAUGCCGUCGUCGUCCUCCGCACCCACGCCACCGUCGCCGCCUCCCUGCUGGCCAUCCACACCUCGUCCUCGGUCGACGUACCAUCGGCGCUGCCGAGCACCCGAACGGCCGAUGCCGCUGCCGAGGAGGCCGAGGACGAGAGCGGAGCCGACGACCGCGACGACCGCAAGCGCAGAGACGUGCCCGAGGCGCGAGCCAAGGCGAGAAGGAAGAGCGCGGCCAAGGCGGUCCAGCCCGUGGCCAUCACGAUGCAGCUCAGCGGCGGGACCAUCAUCAUCCGCCGCUUGAGGUGCGGCCUGCUCUUCGUUGCCGUCGGGCCCUCGAACCAUGAGCACCAAGCCGAGCACGAAAACGGCGACCCGACCGGCAGCCCGAGCGAGGUCGACAGUCUCACCAGCGCCGGCGGCCAAACGACGAGCAGCCUCGAGAGCGCCGGCGCCGCCUCCGUCGCCGCCAUGAGGAGGCACGCGGGGGACCUCGCCCGCUGGCUCGACGACAAGCUUGGCACCUUGCAGGUGCCCGAAGGUGACGGUUCGACGCUGGCCGACUGA